ACCACAGAAUCUGCACAGCGAAUGCGUUUAAAGUGCGAGCGGUUUAUCUUGUCCAAAACCAAAAUUAUGUAACCUUUUCCAGUUGUUACUUCAAUGGCUUUUGGUCUAGAAUGUGCUUUCCUGUAGUUUGUAAAUGUUCUCACCGCGUCAGAGUGAGCACCCAUCAAUAGAAUUUAAGUGUGAAUGUUUGGUUUUAGGCACACGAAGCCUCACAUCACCAACAGCAGGCAGCACAGAACAGUUUGUUGCCUCUCCUGAGCUCUGCUGUUGAGCCACCCGAUCAGAAGCCGAUUCUGCCCUUACCAAUAACGCAGAAACCUCAGCCUGCACCAGAAACAUUAAAGGAUGCUAUUGUUGGGAUUAAAAAGGAAAAACCUAAAACCUCCUUUGUGUGCACUUACUGCAGCAAAGCUUUCAGGGACAGCUACCAUUUGAGGCGUCACGAGUCCUGCCACACAGGGAUAAAGUUAGUGUCACGGCCAAAGAAAACUCCCACCACAAUGGUGCCCCUUAUCUCGACCAUCGCUGGUGACAACAGCCGAAGUUCAUUGGUUUCGACUAUCGCAGGCAUCCUGUCCACAGUCACUACGUCUUCCUCUGCCACCAACCCCAGCAGUAGUGCCGGCGCAACGCCUAUGGCAGUGACUCAGACGGUGAAGAAGCCCAGCAAGCCCGUCAAGAAGAACCACGCUUGUGAGAUGUGCGGAAAGGCCUUCAGGGAUGUCUACCACCUCAACCGGCACAAGCUGUCCCACUCAGAUGAAAAACCCUUUGAAUGUCCCAUUUGCAAUCAGCGCUUCAAGAGAAAGGAUCGCAUGACCUACCACGUGAGGUCUCACGAAGGUGGCAUCACGAAACCAUACACCUGUGGUGUUUGUGGAAAAGGCUUCUCGAGGCCUGAUCAUUUAAGCUGUCACGUUAAACAUGUUCACUCAACAGAGAGACCCUUCAAAUGCCAAACGUGCACUGCUGCCUUUGCCACCAAAGACAGACUGCGGACACACAUGGUGCGCCAUGAAGGAAAGGUAUCGUGUAAUAUCUGUGGUAAACUUCUGAGUGCAGCAUAUAUCACCAGCCACUUAAAGACACACGGGCAGAGCCAAAGUAUCAACUGUAAUACCUGUAAACAAGGCAUCAAUAAAAGCAUAGCAUGCAUGAGUGAAGAGACCAGCAAUCAGAAGCAGCAACAGCAGCAGCAGCAACAGCAGCAACAACAGCAGCAGCAACAACAACAACAACAGCAGCAGCAACAACAACAACAGCAGCAACAGCAGCAGCAGCAGCAACAUGUAACAAGUUGGCCUGGAAAGCAGGUAGAGACCCUGAGAUUAUGGGAAGAGGCCGUCAAAGCAAGGAAGAAAGAAUGUCAGUUCACCUUUGAGAAGGCUAUAGAGUACGUACCAUUCGAAGCUGCUAACUUGUGCCAAACCUCCACUGCUGCUACUACGCCUGUGACUCUUACUACUCCAUUCAAUAUAACGUCCUCUGUGGCUUCUGGGACUAUCACAAACCCAGUCACAGUGGCAGCUGCAAUGAGCAUGAGAAGUCCAGUAAAUGUAUCAAGUGCAGUUAAUAUAUCCAGUCCGAUGAACCUAGGGCAUCCUGUAACUAUAACAAGUCCAUUAUCCAUGACAUCUCCAUUAACGCUCACCACACCAGUCAAUUUACCUACCCCAGUAACCGCUCCAGUGAAUAUAGCGCAUCCAGUCACUAUAACAUCUCCCAUGAACCUCCCCACACCAAUGACGUUAGCUGGUCCGUUAAAUAUAGCAAUGAGACCAGUAGAGAGCAUGCCUUUCCUGCCCCAGGCCUUGCCCACGUCUCCUCCCUGGUAAAGAAUUUCUAAACAGUAUUAAAAAGGAUUAAAAUGGAAUCCUUACCAGCAGUUCUUUUUUGGGUUUUGUUUGGUUGGGUUUUUUUUUUUGUUGGGUUUUUUGUUUCGUUUUUUUGUUUUGUUUUAGUUAAUAAUAAAUUCAGACUAAGACACUGGGGCAACAUGCACCAUCAGAGACCAUAGUCGCAUCUUCCCCUGUUGAUUUGGCUCAUAUGGUUCAAACUUGAGUUUCACUGGAGCACUUCAUUUAAAGUAAGUUUUACCUUUUAGCUGACUGAUGCUGAAUUAGAGCAGAUACUUAUUUGCCAGAGUUUAAAAAAAAAAAAAAGUCAUUAAAAAACAGUUUUAUGUUUUAUCCCCCAAAUUAUAACUUAGAAAAUUAUUUUAAUCUAAACACUAGCAAAGACCCCUCUGUACCUUUUAACAGGGUGGAUGGCUAAUUUUAACUUGCCAGUCGUUAAGUCCACUGUUUCUGAGCUAGUGUAGAAUCUUUGUCUGUGUUGAUGUUUUUUUUUAUGAGUAAAUGCAUUACAAUGUUGUCAUUUUAAAAAAAAUGCAUUUUGGAGAAAAUAUGCAUUUUACCUUUGGGAAUAUGAUAAUUUCAGGCAGCAUUCCCUAUGGGAAAGGUGAUACCAGCUCUGAUAUGCAAAGCAUAUGAUAACUUAUCAUUCUAACUUCAACAUAUAAUAGGGAUUGUGACCUGAUAUUUGGAGAUGUAAAUAUUACCCAACAUAUUACCCUAAGGGAAUAUAGCAUUGUAGUCAACAUUUUUUUUAAAAAAACUGUUAUUGUUUGGUGAGAAACAGCCAUGGCUGACAGAAGAGGAGUUGAAAUGUAUGUAAACAUGGUCUCUCAACAGUCAGACCCCUAUGGGACUCUUAUCUAGGAGCAAAAGGAGUGCUUUGAAACUUAAGAAAUAUUGCUUUAAGCUGGAAGAUUCUGGAGGCACUGGGUAUGAUUUUUAUGCCCUCUGCCUCCCAAUCAGAGCCUGCUGGUGUUACAGCAGGGGACAGACGUGUUAGUUGUUCACUAGAAGUUUUGUCUUAUAUUAAAUUGUAUACAGUUUUUAUUCUAACCACUAACUAGGUAGGAUGCCCCUCCAGGACAAGCAGAGAGCGUCUUUUAAUUUCUCCCCUAUUUCUUAAUCAAGUGUUGUGCAAAUCUGUUCAACUUUGUAAAUAUUUGCAAACAUCAUCAUUUUUACGUUAUUCUUCUAUUGUGUUAACACAUUUCUAUCAAUUUGUGGGAGUUCUGGGGUGAUGGUUUGAACUAUCCAGCCCAGAACUUCUCUACAAAUGGUCACACAUGUUUAAGCUACAUGUGCUUUUUAUUUCUUAACCUGUUUAUCUGUACAUAAAGUAGAAAGCAAAAUCUAGGGAAACAGAUAUACUUUUUAGACUAUCAUGUCACAUAUUCACGUUUUUAAAACUUUGUUUAAAAAAAAACCACCCUAAACCCAAGACUCUACAUUAAAAAUAAAUAAAUAAAAUUACAGUUGAGAUGUUUUUAUCUUAAUGAAGUUGAAAGCUAUGGAGAUUAGCGUGUGCGCAUUUUCACAGAGUGCUAGCAGGACUGACUAGUCAAAAUGGACUGCUUCCGUUUCUACCCUGCCGUGUCAGUACAAGCAGUGAUUGCCAGGCUGCUGGCUCAGGUGACAGGUAUCUGUAUCAUUACGUGAAACUGUUCUAGGGGCUUGGACUACAUAGUACAACAAAAACAAAAAAAAAAAUAGAGCUUAGUGUAAAAUAAUUUUAUAAAUGAUCUUUUGUACUUUAGGACAUCAAAUUGUACAACUUUUGUAUAUAUAAAAGCUUAGGAACUUUCUGUUUAGCAGAAAGGAAACACAUUCCUACACUUUUAAUGUAUAUGUUUGUUAUAAUGUCCAUGUAAACAUAUGCCCUAUGUUUGUGCCUUUUAAUUAGUUUGUCUCAAUAAACAAAAAUGUAGAGAAGAA
Molecule: messenger RNA, 3788 nt
Organism: Haliaeetus leucocephalus (bald eagle)
Lineage: Eukaryota; Metazoa; Chordata; Aves; Accipitriformes; Accipitridae
Gene: VEZF1
Product: vascular endothelial zinc finger 1
Exons: 6
Coding region: 501-1835 (444 amino acids)
Biological process (GO): regulation of transcription by RNA polymerase II
Cellular component (GO): nucleus
Molecular function (GO): DNA-binding transcription factor activity, RNA polymerase II-specific; RNA polymerase II transcription regulatory region sequence-specific DNA binding
Source: RefSeq, a predicted model, not a curated record